Scutellospora calospora is the source of this 180-nucleotide messenger RNA. NCBI's taxonomy places the organism in Eukaryota, Fungi, Glomeromycota, Glomeromycetes, Diversisporales, Gigasporaceae. The record is from the annotation of a GenBank genome assembly.
AUGAUUGAUAUUGACAUUAGUAAAUUAUUUCAAGAUAUUGAAACUGACCUUUUGGAUAUAGCAGUGGAAUUCUUGUCAAGGUCUACUAAUUCUAGAAGAAGAAUUGGUUACGUUUCUUCCUUAACAAGAGUUCUACCUAAAAUGCUUCAUCCUAGCACACUCACCGAAUUAUUGACGUAG